Molecule: messenger RNA, 1608 nt
Organism: Drosophila serrata
Lineage: Eukaryota; Metazoa; Arthropoda; Insecta; Diptera; Drosophilidae
Gene: Coq6
Product: ubiquinone biosynthesis protein COQ6, mitochondrial
Biological process (GO): ubiquinone biosynthetic process
Cellular component (GO): mitochondrion
Molecular function (GO): 4-hydroxy-3-all-trans-polyprenylbenzoate oxygenase activity; FAD binding
Source: RefSeq, a predicted model, not a curated record
UGACCAUUCGCAAUUCAACAACCCUGUCUUUGGGUCAGAUCUGGUCACUCUCGAACGCACGCUUACGCACAUGUUGAGCUUUCUGAGGAUUCCAGGCGCCGUGGCGUCGGCGGGACAGCUGCGCAUCCUGGCCGCCAAAACCGCCAGCAAUGUGACAACAAACCGAAGUGAGUCCACCAAGUCGCCGGCUGCAGAGCACUUUGAUAUAAUCAUCGGCGGCGGUGGACUUGUGGGAACCACUCUGGCCGCUGCCCUGGCCAAGAAUACCACUCUGGCGGACAAGCGGGUACUGCUGCUGGAGGGAGCACCAGAGUUCAAAGGAUUCGAUCCAGCGGGUCCCUACCAGAAUCGCGUAUCGGCCAUUAACAGCAACUCCAUCGAGCUCUUCAAAUCCAUAGAUGCCUGGUCGCACAUCGAGGCUGCUCGGUAUAAGCCUGUCAAGCAGAUGCAAGUUUGGGAGUCCAACACGGAAGCGUUGAUCCAGUUCCAGCACAACAACUUUGCCAGCGAUGUGGCCUGCAUGAUUGAGAACGAUUUGAUCCUGGAUGCGGUCUAUGCGCGCGUAAGGGAGGCUCCCAACGUGGAGAUUCUGAACAAGGCGAGGAUUCAAAGCGUCUGCCUGCCCAAGGACACCAAUGCCGCUAUUUCCGAGCUUCAGCUGCAGGAUGGGCGGAGCUUCUCCUGCGAUCUACUCAUCGGAGCGGAUGGUGCCAAUUCUGUGGUCCGAAAGGAGAUGAAUGUGGAUGUUUUCUCGCUGAAUUACGAUAGAAUGGGCCUGGUAGCCACCUUGGACUUGGGCGAAGACGCCUGCGACAACUCGGUGGCCUGGCAGAGGUUCCUGCCUAACGGACCGGUGGCUCUGCUGCCUCUUACCGACCGACUUAGCUCCCUGGUCUGGAGCACUACGAAUGAGCAGGCUAAGAUGUUGCAGUCGCUACCAGCUGAUGAAUUCGUAGAUGCGCUCAAUGAAGCCUUCUGCCGGCAGUAUCCACGCGUUGAGCUGGCCGACAAGGCUGUGCAGGCUUUGAACUCCUUGUUUGGCAACAAUUCCAGCCAGCAUCAAGUGCAGUAUCCACCGCGAGUUAUUGGCGUUCAAGACAAAUCGCGUGCCACCUUUCCGCUCGGCUUCCUGCACGCCUCCUCAUACGUUUGCAGUGGAGCAGCUCUUGUGGGUGAUGCCGCCCAUCGAGUGCAUCCUCUGGCUGGACAAGGAGUAAAUCUGGGCUUCAGCGAUGUUCGAUAUCUUGUGGAAUCCCUGGCAGCUGGAGCUUAUGCAGGAUUCAAGCUGGGCGACAAGCAGCAUCUAAUCAAAUACGAGCGCAAGUGCCUGACCAAAAAUGUACCCAUCAUGCUGGGCGUGCAUGGUCUUCAUACGCUCUACUCCACGCAGUUCAGCCCGGUGGUUCUACUCAGGAGUCUGGGACUGCAGCUGACACAGAAUCUGCCGCCCAUCAAGAACAUGUUCAUGAGGGGAGCAAUGGGUCAAUAAUAGAUUCGGUUUUGGAGACAAUAAAUAAAUGGUCAAAUAAAGGGGAAAUUAAAGCUUAAGUGUUUACAGUUUGCAGAGGAAUAAAGUGAUUUUAUAUCGAGGGUUUAAAACCUACUUAA